AUGGCCGUCAAGGGACAAGCUAUAGCUGAUCAUUUGGCAGAAAAUCCAAAGGACAAUGACUAUCAACCGCUCCAUACCUAUUUCCCUGAUGAAAAGGUUUUAUUUGUCGCUGCCGUGGAAGAUAUGAUCGAGCGGUGCCCUGAAUGGAGAUUGUUUUUCGAUGGUGCAGCUAAUUCUUUUGGAGUCGGAAUAGGAGCAGUUCUUGUAUCCCCGGAAGGGAAGCAUUACCCUGGAGCUACUAAAUUGCAAUUUGUCUGCACAAAUAAUAUGGCCGAGUAUGAAGCAUGUAUUUUUGGUCUUAAAAUGGCUUUGGAAAUGGAAGUUAAGGAGUUAAUAGCCUUCAGUGAUUCAGAUUUACUCGUGCACCAAACAUUGAAGCAAUGGAUAACCAAAGAUUCAAAAAUCUUGCCAUACCACUACAAGACAUCUGACAAAAGCCCUUGGUACAAUGAUAUUAAGGAAUUCAUCAAAACCGGGUCUUACCCUCCAGAAGCUAGUGCAAAUGACAAGGGUUUCCUGCGCAGAAUGGCCUCAAAGUUUUUCUUAAAUGGAGAGGUAUUAUACAAAAGGACCUCAGAUUUGAACCUCUUAAGGUGCAUCAAUGAAGAUGAAGCUCAAUACAUGAUGAAAGAGGUGCAUAGCGGUGUCUGCGGACCUCACAUGAAUGAACAUUUGUUGGCAAAGAAAAUUAUGAGAACCGGGUAUUUUUGGCUUACAAUGGAACGCGAUUGCAUAGAUUUUGUCCGGAGAUGUAUUAAAUGUCAAGUGCAUGGCGACAUCAUACGCGCUCCUCCCACCGAAUUGCACAGUAUGAUUGCCCCAUGGCCCUGCUCGAUGUGGGGUAUGGAUGUGAUUGGCACAAUUGACCCUCCUGCUUCAAAUGGGCAUCGAUUUAUAUUGGUGGCAAUUGAGUACUUCACCAAAUGGGUCGAAGCGGAAUCAUUCAAGCACGUGACAAAGAAGGUGGUGACGAAUUUCUUAAGAGAUCACAUCAUAUGCCGAUUUGGGGUGCCAGAAACUUUGAUUACAGACAAUGCCAAGAAUCUCAACAAUGACAUGGUGGACGGGCUAUGCGAACAGUUCAAAAUCAGACAUCGCAACUCUGCCAUUUAUAGACCACAGAUGAAUGGAGCCGUGGAGGCCGCAAACAAGAAUUUGAAGAAGAUCAUCCGUAAAAUGACUGAAAGGCACCACGAUUGGCAUGAAAAGCUCCCUUAUGCACUAUUGGCAUAUCAGACCUCUAUCCGAACAUCAACUGGGGCAACCCCCUACUCGCUCAUGUAUGGAAUGGAAGCUGUGCUACCUGCUGAGGUCGAAAUCCCUUCAUUGCGGGUUCUAAUGGAGACCAAGUUGGAAGAGGCUGAUUGGAUAAAGCAGCGUUAUGAACAACUGUCCUUGAUUGAUGAAAAAUGA
Molecule: messenger RNA, 1413 nt
Organism: Coffea eugenioides
Lineage: Eukaryota; Viridiplantae; Streptophyta; Magnoliopsida; Gentianales; Rubiaceae
Exons: 2
Coding region: 1-1413 (470 amino acids)
Biological process (GO): DNA integration
Molecular function (GO): nucleic acid binding; RNA-DNA hybrid ribonuclease activity
Source: RefSeq, a predicted model, not a curated record